AUGUUGUUCCGCGCAUCUGUUCUCUGCAUGGCAGCUAGCAUCGUCAGCGUCCCUCUCGCUGCUGCCCUUCCCACCACUACCACCACCACCGACCGAGUCCACUCGGGCCCGACCCUGAUCUCCCGCGACGAUACACAAUGCAAUGCAAACACGGCCUUUUACGUCUGCAAACUCAAUAACUUCCGAGGCUGCUGCUCCGUCGAUCCCUGCGACCUGAAGGACGGCUGCCCAGACGAUAAUGAUAAUGACAACGACAACAACGACUCUUCCCGUCCCACAACCUGCACCGAAAAAGGAAAGAAAACCAAGCUCUUCCAGCCACAGAUGCAGACCCUGAUCCUCCCCAACACGGACCACCCGAUUUCCACCCCGGACUUCAACCUCAGCAAAUCCGACACGGGCGAAUGGCAGCAGAUUAUCUCGUGGAGUCUUCCCUCUGAAGCAAAAGACUGUUCCAUCGGAUGGAGUAUCCCCGAGAAGCGGAACUUCUCCGCGGGACACUCGGCGCUCGUCGGAGUAUAUGAUGUCGACGAUAAUGAUGAGAAGAAGAGCCUGGGGCAUGCGGAUUUCUCGUUCUGGCCUGAGACCAAGGGGCCUCGCACGAGCUUGGUGGCGUCUAUCCAGUGUAAGAAGGUUCUGACCCUGCGGUUGGCACUAGUCCAUAAGGAUAGGGUGUUUUUGGAGCAAAAUGGUGAGACUGGUUGGUGGGUGGAGUAUAGCUGCUAA
This is a messenger RNA of Aspergillus tanneri, 726 nucleotides long. RefSeq lists its product as uncharacterized. Bases 1 to 726 code for a protein of 241 amino acids. The transcript has a single exon. The record is from RefSeq and is a predicted model, not a curated record. NCBI's taxonomy places the organism in Eukaryota, Fungi, Ascomycota, Eurotiomycetes, Eurotiales, Aspergillaceae.